AUGAACGAUGAGGAGGAACGGAUCUACAUGUACCAUGACAUUUUCUCUCAUAGUCUGAGUGGCGAAGAGAACAGCGAUGGAGGAGAAAGGGAAAAGAGGAAGAUUCAAAAAAAAAAAAAAAAACUGAGCGAUAGUAACUUAAAGAAUGGAGAGAAUGAAUACAGUAAGUUGAGGGCAGAAACUUCUACCAUUUUAAAUGACUAUUUUGAUGUAGAACCCUCCAGAUGUUUUAACCCUGAGGGGGGUGAAGCGUCCUUGGAGAAUGACUUCUUGCAGUUUCCACAGAACAAGGAGCAGACACUGGAUAUCUUUGAUGGGGAGCUCACCGGGAAUAAGCACUCCGUGCAGUUGCGCAAGCCCGGGUUUUACUGCAUCUACGUGGAAAAUGGCAACAAUAGCAAAUGGGACAGCAUCUACUUCGGACUGUCGAAGAUGCAGGUGGAGCUGAACUACAAGCUGAUUCUGCAGGACGAGGAGAAGGCCCCCCAGGGGAAGGCCGAGGAGCGGUGCAGGAGGGCCGCUCGGGGGAAGCCGCAGCGGAAGCGGCAGGUAGCCGACCGUAGGGAGGAGGAGGAAGAAGAAGGAGAAGGAGAAGAAGACGGCGAAGAAGAAGAUGCAGACGAAGAGGCAGACGAAGAAGCAGACGAAGAUGCAGACGAAUACGACGGCGAAUACGACGGCGACGCGAACCCGAAGAGAGACCCCCUGACGACGGAGAGCGCCAACCUAAGUGACGAAAUUAGCAAAAUCUGCAAAUUUAACUUCGCGCAGACGGACGGCCCGUUUGACGAUUCCAAAGAAAGGAGAAACCCGAAACAGAUAAGCAAAAUGAAGGGGAGAAAAAAGAGCUACUACGAUCAAUUGAGGGAGAAGCCUAGGAAGAAGAAGAAGAAGAAGAAGGAGUCUGCCCUAUUUGAAGAGAACAAGACGAACACGGAGAGCUUCACCUGCACAUUCCACAGUGAAAAUCAGAUAAGGGUCUCUUCUAAGAAAAAGAAAUAUGUUUAUAUGUAUAACAAGAGUGCCAACAGCAUGCUGCACUUGAACGUGAGCACCUGCAUGUCCCUGGGCAUGAGCAUCCAGUGCCGUUACGGCUUGCUCUACUGUGGGAAGUACCACCAGAUUCCGCGCGACCCCUACACGCCCUUCAGGAAGCCUGUGUCCAUCCUGUCCCUGGACGGAGGAGGCAUCCUGGCCAUGUCCACCCUGAUCGUGCUGAACCGCAUAGAAAACGAAAUCCGGAAGGAAAUUGGGAACGACGACGUGAAGCUGAUCGACUGCUUCGACAUGGUGUGCGGCACGAGCGCAGGCGGGCUGAUUUCCCUGGCGCUGCUCAAAGAGAUGGGGCUCAGAGACGUCACCAACCUGUUGCCAAGCACCAUGCAAAAGAUAUUCGAGGGGAAUAGGAACAUCAUAUCUGGCAUUCUAUUCGAAGGCUACGACAUUAACAAUGUGAAGGAUUUAUUUAUGGAGAAGAUAGGAAGCAGAUUCAUGUCCUCCCACAAGAGAGUCUACUGCUUCGUGACGGCAACGGAUGUGAAACAUAACCCGUAUAAGUUGUUUCUGCUGAGGAACUACUCCCAUAAGUAUAAUGCCAUAAAUGGAGAGUCUUACGAAGGGAUCAAUAAGGUUCCUUUGUGGCUAGCUGCCUGGGCUACUGCAUCUGCUCCGACGUAUUUGAAAGGACCUAGUUCGGAGGACAUAAAAAAUUUGGGCUUCCACAUAAAACCGGAGAUACACCUGGUGGAUGGAGCUCUCAAGGCGAGCAACCCAGCCCUUAUCGCUCUGGAAGAGUGUGCCAGGUUAAGCAACAAAAAUCUUUCUGCCUUUAUUAAGGAGGAGCUAGAUACUCUCGUUUCAAUUGGCACUGGAAAGUCACCCACGAAAUUGACUCAGUCAGGGGCUAGCGGCAAGUCUGCUUCUACGUUUGAGAUUUUGCUUAACUCCGCUCACCUACUUACCCGAGCGAAUGAAACGCAUCGAGAGGUGCUGCAGUGGCUCUCCGACAGGGAGAACACCUACUUCCGCUUCAACGUGCCGAACAUUGGGGACAUAGACAUUGACAGUCAGGACGUGCGGGACUUUGAUAUCAUCGCCAAGGCCACGCGCGACUACCUCUUUGAUGAGAAGUUCUACGAGAUUAAGAGGCUGGCCCAUAAGCUCGCCAAUAACUACAUGCGCUCCAGGUACCUCUAG
Molecule: messenger RNA, 2196 nt
Organism: Plasmodium vivax (malaria parasite P. vivax)
Lineage: Eukaryota; Apicomplexa; Aconoidasida; Haemosporida; Plasmodiidae
Product: phospholipase A2, putative
Exons: 3
Coding region: 1-2196 (731 amino acids)
Biological process (GO): fatty acid metabolic process
Cellular component (GO): membrane
Molecular function (GO): glycerophospholipase activity
Source: RefSeq, a predicted model, not a curated record